AUGGCUAAAAAAGAAGAAGUUAAAUUACCACACGUUGUUCCCGAUACAGACUUGGAAAAGAAAAUUGCGGAAGCGUUUGAAGUAUUUGAUCAUUCUGGCAAGCAAGUUGUCGAUGUUAGAGAAAUAGGAACUAUUUUGCGUUCUCUUGGUUGCUGUCCGACCGAAGCAGAAAUACAGGAAGUGAUUUUGAGAACUGAAAAUAAAGAAGCGACGGGAAAUGUUCCAUUAGCAUAUUUUAUGCCGUACAUGGCCAAAGCUAUGAUGGAGCACAGAUUUUAUCCGGCCAGUGCAGAAGUACUAUUAGCCUCUUUCCGCUACUUUGAUACCGAAGGACGUGGGUUCCUCACCAAGGAAAGAUUUACAAAACUCAUGUUGGAAGAAGGAGAACCUUUUACUCAGGAGGAAUUUGACGAGAUGAUGCAGACAGCACUCGACCCUGUGACGGACACGGUCAUGUACGAGUACUACAUCAAUCAGCUGAUGGUGCGUAUAUCAGAGAUUUAUAAAAUAUAUGUAUACGUAUAUGUACGAAGGAGGUCCGUGCACAAAUAG
This is a messenger RNA of Arctia plantaginis, 552 nucleotides long. The record is from the annotation of a GenBank genome assembly. Lineage: Eukaryota; Metazoa; Arthropoda; Insecta; Lepidoptera; Erebidae.